Kwoniella botswanensis is the source of this 1680-nucleotide messenger RNA. RefSeq lists its product as uncharacterized. The record is from RefSeq and is a predicted model, not a curated record. Bases 1 to 1680 code for a protein of 559 amino acids. NCBI's taxonomy places the organism in Eukaryota, Fungi, Basidiomycota, Tremellomycetes, Tremellales, Cryptococcaceae. Gene Ontology annotation, biological process: aromatic amino acid biosynthetic process. The transcript has 13 exons. Gene Ontology annotation, molecular function: 3-deoxy-7-phosphoheptulonate synthase activity.
AUGUCGAUCAAAGAUUGGACACCAUCGAGCUGGAGGGAGAAGCCUAUCGCACAGGAUGUGAUUUACGAAGACAAAGCGCAUCUCGAAAAAGUAUUAACGAAAUUACGAAGGUUGCCUCCUCUAGUAUCUCCUGUAGAGAUCGACCGCUUGAGAAGUCAACUGGCAGAUGUAGCAGCUGGUAAAGCGUUCCUACUCCAGGGUGGAGAUUGCGCAGAGUUGUUUGAUGACUGUUCAUCUGACCCAAUCGAGCAUAAAUUAUCCUUAAUACUCCUCAUGUCAUUGAUCAUCCUCCAUGGAUCACGUCUACCAGUGGUUCGAAUCGCCAGAAUCGCAGGUCAAUAUGCUAAACCCCGAUCAAAACCUACCGAAAUGGUCGAUUUCGAAGUCCCAGAUAAAGGUGGAUCUGGCAGUACCAAGAUUGAGAAGAGGGAAGUGUUGAGUUUCAGAGGUGAUAAUGUGAACGGAUACGAUAAGAGCGAUAGGAACCCUGAUCCCGAGAGGUUACUGGGCGCCUAUUUCCACUCCACGGCUACACUGAACUACAUACGUACCCUAUUAUUAUCGGGAUUCGCAGACCUGCAUAAACCGCUCGAUUGGUCUUUCUCGCAUGUGAGAUCACCCGAGAUACACAAAGCUUUCUCAGCUGUCAUAGAGAGCCUGCAAGAUAGUCUGGACUUCAUGAAAGUUGCGACUGGUGCGGUCGGCGGUGGAGAGAGAGGUGGUAUGGAGACGGUUGAUCUUCACGAAGCCCUUUUGCUAGAAUACGAAGAAGCCUUGACCCGUUCAGAUCAGGGGUCGACCUCCCGAUCAUUCUCUCCUCCAGCAUCCAAAUCUUCUACUCCUGCCGUAUCCAGAUCGGUAUCGCAAGUGCGCGUCGGUACCAAUUCUGAAUCAGCUUAUCCCCAUUCUCCCGUCAGACCUCCCAAAUCACCUUCCUUGGCAAAUUCGCUCGCGAAUUCUUUCUCAGAUAUACGGUUGGAGAACGCUCCCAAGAAGACUGAAAAAUGGUAUAAUACCUCUGCGCAUUUCAUCUGGAUCGGAGAUAGGACGAGACAGUUGGAUGGAGCUCAUGUAGAGUACUUCAGAGGAAUCGCCAAUCCUAUUGGUAUUAAGACUGGACCUUCCAUGAAACCCGAAGAGAUCGUUAGAAUACUUGAUAUUGUCAAUCCCGAUAGAAUACCUGGGAAAGUCACUCUGAUAGGACGAUACGGUGCAGACAAAGUCGAUCAAUUCUUACCUGCUCAUAUCGAUGCGGUGAAAGCUACAGAUCAUGUCGUAGUAUGGCAAUGUGAUGCUAUGCAUGGCAAUACCAAAUCAUCCCAGGCCGAUCCAUCAUUGAAAACACGACAUUUCGUGGAUGUCAUCACCGAGAUAACUAAAUCUAUGGCGAUACAUCGUGAGAAGGGGACUAUAUUAGGUGGUGUGCAUCUGGAACUGACCGGUGAAGUGAAUGAAGAAGGUUAUUCGGUGACUGAAUGUAUUGGAGGAUCAAUGGAAUUGGAAGAUAAAGAUCUAUCAUUCAAUUACAGGACACAUUGUGAUCCCAGAUUGAACUUUGAACAAGGUUUAGAUGUCGCUUUCUUGCUUGCUGAUCAUUUGAGAUCAAAGAGAAAGGGUGAACAACCUAAAGAUAUCUUACUUUCUUCGUUGAGGGGUAGAUCGGGACAACCCCAAAAGUAA